AUGUCGAAAGCGGGCAAGAACGAUGGCAGGGUUUAUCGCGAAAAAACCUGCCCCCUGUUGCUAAGAGUUUUUUGUGGAAACUUUGGACAUAACAGCAUUUCUGAUUACUAUCGGGGAUCGACCCCUGUUAACGAGCUUCAGGUCUAUACAUGGUAAUUUCUGACUUUUAUGUCACUCCUGAAAUAGGCUAGACGCCACCUUAAGGGAACUGGCAUCGCUAGUAAAGCAGGUGAACGUGGAGGCCAGAAGACGAGGAACAGUAUUUGACUUUGCAAUUGUUUCACCUGAUCUGCGUUCCCCUGCUUACCGCAUGCGUGACAUAGGCAGCGUCCGCUCUGGCUUCGUCUCGGACGCAGACAAAAUAAUGUUAAAAGUGAGUAUCGGAUGUGGACUCUUCGUUUUCCUCCUAGAGUGCUUUUGUCUCCAUUUCCUUCGUGGCUGUUGACACUACGCGUCUGUGUAUUCUUGAUUUGCUUUUGCCUUUAUCCCUUAUACCAAUUAGGACUCGAAUCCUCAAAAUCCACAUGAAUUUUGAGGACUUCCCUCGCAACUCGCGGACAGAACAAAAGCGGUCGAAUGGGUUGUUUUGGUUGUCGAACUUCCUAUGUUAUUCUUUGGAAAUUAUACCAGACUUGGGGUUAAUCUCGUCGGGGCAGUAGAAUUAGGAGAACGCUAUUGAGAAUAACGGACAUAUUCCGGCGGGGUUAGACGCACAUGUCUCUCCUUACCAUUUCACGGGAAGCGUCAAAAGAAGCAACUGUAAUGCUUUUUCUUAACCUCUAACCCAAAUAGGGUUGUGUCUAUGACGUUUAUGUCUGAGUCUAUUUACACCUAAGUCGACUUCAGCUUUUUUGACAAUGCUGUUCUAAAAGGUUGACCAAUUUAGUGUAGCGAGCUUAGGGUAUGAUCACUAACAAAAAACUGCUUGAGGCAGGCUAGUUAAAAGCCGCUUAGCCUUCAGUAGUCGGUAAGACGUCCGAAAUCGACGUUAUGAGUAGCGGUUUUUCGUACGGCCACUGCCGAGAGAUCUAAUUGCCAAAUUAAACGAAACAGCUGGAAGAGCGCAGUUUGGGCCAUCAACUGGGCCGGACAUAGGUUUCGUGGCCGUUUGUGCUCUCAAACGCAUACUCUUCCCAGGAUGACAAUUACUUUUACUGAACGCUAUGUCAUCGUCGUGAGCUCUUAGCCGAUUGAGCUUGCAUUCAGGGCAGGUGACGGGCUUUUGCUCUUCCGGUCUCAAUGUAAUGUAGAGUGCGGGCUUCCAACAGCGCUAACAGGUCCAAUUUUUGAAAACCUUUAUCAGCUAAAUGACAUUGCAUGUCUUCAACUUGACCCAGUGUAUGUUUGCAUGUUCUUGAAAUCUCGCCUGCCACGGUCGACGUAUAAGACUGACUACCAUUAGCUUAAGCCCUUCAGAACUUUUUCAGACUUUCCUGUUUGGUGUUUGAGCUCCAAAAUCUAACCGAUACUUCUGUAGCGUGCUCCAAUGUGAUCCCUUGCCAGUAGAACUUAUCUAACCGUUUUCACUUCCACCUGGCAGGACUGCUCCUUCCGAAUAGGCGACAUGAUCGACGUAGCCAUUUAUCUACCAGACGGACCAGUUAGAACGGCCGCAACCGGAGCCGGUUUCCCUCUCCAACGUGGACACCGGGACUUUAAUGACCCCUUACAUGGUACAGUUGGGGGUCCAGAUGGUUUUCCUCCUACCAAUAAUCAGUUUGCCGCUAACUCCACAGCUGCAAUGGUCACUAUGAUGACGGCUGCUGCUGCAGCUCAGGCCAACAACUUUACAAACAUUCGCGACUCUGCCGGCGACCGUCGGCCACGUCGCCGGGAUCACGAUCAAAAACGGCCCUACAGCAGACAAGAGUCAUCUCGUCACGCAGCUCAGUAUUGA
This is a messenger RNA of Spirometra erinaceieuropaei, 1897 nucleotides long. Lineage: Eukaryota; Metazoa; Platyhelminthes; Cestoda; Diphyllobothriidea; Diphyllobothriidae. The record is from the annotation of a GenBank genome assembly.